GAAAACCUGUCAAGCAGGUUUGGCUAAAAUUGUGUCUUGUUGCCUCUGCAAGUUCACACACUGCUGGCUUCUAUCUCUCUUGGGCGAGCAGGAGCGUCUGGCUCAGCACGGAGGUCGUGGAGGUCGACGCGGGUGAGGGGCCAUGCUAGAAGCAGAGGGCUGGUAGAGGCCGAGGGGCUGUCCCACACCCUGAGCAGAGAGGAGCCUGGGCCGGGGCCCUGGGGAGCCAUGGAGAGCUUCGUGGAGUCUCUAAACAGGCUGAGGGACAUCCAUGAGAACGAGGUCCUGGGCCUGCAGAACAAGCUUCUGGAACUGAACUCAGAGAGGUGCCGGGACGCCCAGAGGGUGGAGGAGCUCUGUGCCAAGAACCACCAGCUCAGGGAGCAGCAGAAGGCACUGAAGGAGAACGUGCGGGUGCUGGAGAACAGGCUGCGGGCCGGCCUGUGCGACCGCUGCAUGGUCACCCAGGAGCUGGCUAGGAAGAAGCAGCAGGAGUUUGAGAACUCACUUCUCCAGAACCUGCAGCAUGUCUUCAUCCUCACCAACGAGCUGAGCCGGCUGCAGGAGGAGAAUGAGGCCUUGAAGGAGGAGGUGAAGCGGCUCCAGGGCCCUGGGCCCAAAUCCCAGGGCACGGAAGGCGCCUCGGAUCCCCCCUCACCCCUGCGGCUCCCCUCCCUGGGCACCCAGAAGGCCGUCACUGAGAAGCCACCAGGAGGCCACAAGGAGGCCGAGGACGACCACCUAGAAAAGUCUCUGGGGUACGGGACGUCUCCAGUGGCCAAAAUCUCCCCGGGGGCCAACCUGCCUGAGCCACGGGCCCCAGACAUGAGCCCCCAGCGCAUCUCCAACCAGCUGCAUGGGACCAUUGCCGUGGUGCGGCCGGGGUCCCGGGCCUGCUCUGCUGACCAGGGCUCUGCCAACGAGACCCCCCCACUGCCACCUGCCAGAUGUAGCCCACCCAGCCCACCUUGCCCACCUUACGAGAACAGCCUCCCCCUGGACAGCCUCCUGCGGGCUUCCCAGCCCUCCACCAUGACCUAUGAGUCCCUGAAGCGCUGCCUCCAGGCUGACCGCCUCUGCCUCCUGAACCACCACCUGUCCCUGCACCUUCGGAGGCCCCACAGCAGCCCCCAGGCCUCUGCCACAGCCCCCGGUGGACCCUGGCCCCAAGGCCUGAAGGCCGGGGAGGCAGAGGCCUGGGAGGAGCCGGCCAGCCUCCUGGGCCUGCCGGGCACCCUGGUGGAUGUCAGGGACCCGCGGCUAGAGGGGGCACUGCAUCUGCUCCUGGCCCAGCAGUUGCGGGCACGGGGGCGGGUGGGUGGUGCCAGGCUGAGGGGCCUGCGCACCCCAGGCAGGACACCACCUUCCCCAUCAGCGGGCUCUGACUCCGAGGUCCCCCAGGGCCCUGAGGGCAAGGCAGCUGGGGCAGCCCUGCUCAGAGGGCAGCACACACAGCCCACAGCCCCGGGCAGUCCUAGGAGGAAGGACGCCAUAGCCCCACAGGACUAUGUCCCAGACAAGCCCCUGGACCUCUCAGAGAGGGGCCGGGGCAGGGAUGCCUCCAAACCCACUGGCCAGCUGGGGUCGCUCAGCCCAACUGCCCACACGCCCAGCCCCACGCUGCCCCAGGGAGCGGAGCCACCUGUCCAGUCUGGGCCCCAGGGACUCAGCAAUGGCACUAAGGAACCCAGAGCACCAGACCCAGGAGAGCACCCCACACCCUUGGACCCCCCACAUCCUCUCCCAGGGCCCCAGCCCAGCCUGCCCUCUUCAGGCCGGAUGGGAGAUGAGGCCAGAGGGAGGCUAAAACUGCCCUCCUGCCUGCAGACGCCUGAUGCUGAUGGCCACCCAGAUAAAGGGCUCAGCCAGGCUGAAGCACAGCGGCCAGAGGCAGACGACCAGGAUAAGCCAGACACCUCAGACAGAGAGGUGGGUCCCCGGCCACAUGUUCGGGUGGGGCCGUCUAGAGGGCUACCCAGGCUUGGAGGGAGGGUCCUGGCACUGACCAUGUCCCUGCUCCCCGAGGUGGGCCUGAGCUCCGAGGGGGGGGCCACGCCGAGCAUGCCAGAGGAAGGCCCCAUGUGCUUCUGCUCCAAGGAACGCAGGCAGGGCCUGCAGCAGAAGAGGAAGCAGGCCCUGGACUCAGACCCAGCAGACCUGUGGGGCGAAGCCUCCAAGAAGCUGUCCCGAGGGAGAAGGAACCCAGGGGAGCCCCUGAUGGCGGCCGAGGAGCCCAGGGGCCUGAGGGACCCAGAGGACAGCAGCCCCUCACCCAGCAACAGCAGCUGGGAGGAGACCUAGCAGGCUGUGCCCGGGGUACCACAGCCUGCCCAAAUGCACUCCCCACCUGACUGCCCAUGGCCAGGACAGCCCACACCACCAGCUCAGCAGCAGCCUAGCACAGGCGAGGGGACUAGGUCCUGGCCCAUGUGCAGAGGGGCUGGGAAGGCCGAGAGGGGGUCUUUGUCUUGUCUUUCAAACCCCUCCAUCUUAAUCCACCUCAGAAAUAACCCUGCCGUCCUACCCUCACCCCAACAUCUGCUCCCUUGGGGAGAGUGGGGGUCCGGGAGGCAUGGGAGGCAGAAAUCGCUCAGGCUCCAGCCCAGCCCUCACCUCCGCUGUGCACAGGCAGCCCCUCCCAGGCUGUGCCCCCUAACUCCUACUGCCCCAGUUUCCUCUGGCAUCGCAGACUCCCCGGGCCCUGCACGCCUGGCCCCCCCUUUCCUAAUGGGGCAUGGAGCUCCGAGAGGCAGUCUCGGGCGCCCCCUCGUGGAAUCCCACACACAGGCACUGGGUGGCAAGUGCAGGGGAGGCUGGAGGGCAGUGGUGCAGUGGAGAGGGUCCCCAGGGUGCUCAGGAGACAAAGCUGUAAAGAAGGAUGGCGUAUGCAGUUGGCAGGGUCGGGGGUCAGCCGGGCCUCCACCUGCCUGGGCAGGUAACUCGAGAGGCUCUUGAAUGCGUCCAGAGACGGGGAGGUCACUCCGUUGCAGGAGGACAGGAUCAAAACCAGCCCCAUUUGCAGAGUUACAGGGACCAGGGUGCCCCCGAGGAGGGACUUGGGGGGGCAACAGAACAGAAAAUGAGCACCAGCACAUGGGACCACACACAGAGCCCCCUCCUCACUGACACUCCUGAGUCCUCAGCCGCACGUCUGCCACUGACCAGUUAGCCAUCUGCAUGACCACAUGGCAGCUCACCCAGAAUCUACCCUCAGCACUUGGGGAUAUUCUGACACUUUAGGAGGGCAUGUCUCAAGUGCCUCCGUGGGAGGAAUGUAAACAGGUUCCUGGACCCCACCCCAGACCCACUUGAGCCUGGGAAUCUGUAUUUUAAGAAGCUCCCAGGGGCAAUUCCCCUGGACAUGAAGUUUGAGAACUGCCCCUUGCAGGGCAAAGGUAGGACAUGGGGCAAUGACUGGGCUGGGUGAGGCCUGGAGCAAACUGGGAGUGCAGGCCUGACUAAGGAGAGCAAUGCUCCCCCGCUUGCUCACUGCAGCCUGUCUGCCUGCUGGCUCGAGGGGCCAGAGGGACUAAAUUCCCAAGAGAUAAGUGUAGGGGUGUGUGUGCAUGUAAAACUUCCCAGCUGUUAACAGUUGCUUUGAUUUUUCUGAAAUCAAAUAAAACAGAACCUGUGUACUGCA
Molecule: messenger RNA, 3640 nt
Organism: Equus caballus (horse)
Lineage: Eukaryota; Metazoa; Chordata; Mammalia; Perissodactyla; Equidae
Gene: RBBP8NL
Product: RBBP8 N-terminal like
Source: RefSeq, a predicted model, not a curated record